GGCGUAUCAACCCCGGUAAACCGGAUGCUCCAUCUGCUGGUGACUGCCUUCAUUUUUUUCCCUCUCAGGGGUGGUGGCCGCUGUUUUGCUCCACAGUUCUCCCAAAUCAAGCUUACGAAAGCGUGGGAAUGUCGCGAGGAGAUAUCUGAGUAAAGUCGCGUUAAAGUACGAAAUAAGUUACUGUAAGUUCACCGCUCCUUCUUUCUCAUCGGCUGAGGUGUGUUGUAGCACCGGAGACCGUACCGGGAGGCUGUUGGGACGUUUCGCCAGGGAGCAGUUCCGGACAAAGGGGGAAAAAAAAAAAGAGAGCCGAGCUAACGUUAGCUAGCUCUUGGGCUAACUUAGCAUUCCUUUAGCRGCGGCGCAAUGCAGGCCAUAAAGUGUGUGGUUGUCGGAGACGGUGCUGUGGGUAAGACUUGUCUGCUCAUCAGCUACACCACCAAUGCCUUUCCUGGAGAGUACAUCCCCACAGUAUUCGACAACUACUCCGCCAACGUGAUGGUGGAUGGAAAGCCAGUGAACCUGGGUCUUUGGGAUACAGCAGGACAAGAAGACUAUGACAGACUCCGCCCACUUUCCUACCCACAGACGGAUGUGUUCCUUAUCUGCUUUUCUCUUGUGAGUCCCGCCUCAUUCGAAAACGUCCGCGCAAAGUGGUAUCCUGAGGUUAGACACCAUUGUCCCAACACUCCCAUCAUAUUGGUGGGCACCAAGCUGGAUUUAAGAGAUGACAAGGACACCAUGGAGAAGCUGAAGGAAAAGAAACUCUCCCCCAUCACCUAUCCCCAAGGCCUGGCCAUGGCAAAAGAGAUUGGUUCUGUCAAGUACCUGGAGUGCUCAGCCCUGACUCAGCGUGGCCUUAAAACUGUGUUUGACGAGGCCAUCCGGGCCGUUCUGUGCCCUCCACCCGUCAAGAAGAAGGGCAGGAAGUGCACUCUUUUCUAAGACUUCCAGCAGUGGAACAGUUUCUGGGAAAUAUGAUCGCUGGUGGUGAGGGGGGGUUAGUGGGAAGGGCUAAAGACACAAAAGAAACACACCAGUAUACACACACAAUGUACUUCAGAUCCUGUCCUUCCAUAAGUGUAGUUAGAGCUGUUUUCAUAAAAAAAAUAUUAACAAGCUCAGCUUUAGAAAUAAGGUUUGGACUAUUCAAGACUCCGGGUUUUUGUAUACUGUAUAGCUAAGASUCUGAACUUCUCGAGGCCUUCUAAAAUAGAUUGGAUGUUUUCUAAAAUAGACGGUGGAAUGUCAUGAGCUUACUUUACCACCUGUUCGUCUUUUAUUUGAUUUUGUUUGUUUACAGUCUUGUUAUGAGUUGAAGAAAUAUUGCCAAAUAAAAUCCUGCACACAUGAUGUAUUUUAGCCGCAAAGGAAAUUUAUCGUGGAAGUUUCAUCUGACAGUUUGCCGUCGUUUCAGCUCUUCGAUCAAAAAGGCAUUUUCGAGUUCACUUUCUCUUUGUGAAGGCGGUCGCAUCAUCUCACUGCCGUUGUGUGAAUUUUUUGAUGCUUAGGAUAACUUUUUGUGAAUCAUUUCCAUUAGUUUUUCAGCCUUGAAACGGAUACCAGUGCCCCCCAAAAAAGUGAAAAUUUAGACGAAUAGAGAAUCUGACAAUGUUUCUAAAAAAUAUGUAAAAGAUCAGUAUUUUCUGGAGUUUAUCCAAUUUGAGCUUUUCAAGUUUUUUUUCCCCCCUUCUUUUACUUUGCAUUAUUUACCCUUAAACACGUCUCACCUGUACAGCUGCCUUUGAGAGCAAAGCUGUAAACUUGAUUACAAAUUAGAACAGGAACCUUCAGAAGUUUUGGUGAUGGGGGAACAAGAGCGCCUUUAGUGCUCUGAGGGCAUUUAUCGAGUACCUUUUGUGCAGCACAUUUGAUUAUUUUCUUUUUAAGCAUCACUACUGGCUAACAUCACUAAGUUUAUCAUCUGCACCCUCUAACGGUAACCAAUCAACUGUCAGUUGUGGUGUAGACCACAGUGUACUCCUCUUCCUUUUUUUUGUUAUAAUCGUGAUUUGACUAUUUUGUAUCUUUCUUCACAGAAGUUAGACGCACUCACUCAUUAACUAACACUAUGAAUAUCUUUGUUUAUUACCUCUACAGUUAACUCUACUUUAAUCUCCCUACAAUAGCUAUUUUUUGUAAUUAAUGCUGAUAGCAUGUCUGUGCAUCAUAUACUGAAAACUAWGAUUAGAAAUGCUACGGUUGCCUAUUUACAAAAUGUAUUUGAAUUACUAGAUCAGGGGUUAAGUACAUGUUGGUCAUCUGUAUUGUAUCAGACAUCAAGCUGUGCUUUUAUUCAAGCCAAUGUUGUGACUCUUUAGUUUUAUGGAUUUAAAAACUAUUGUCACAUUUUGAAAAAGCCAAUAAAUUCCUGUAAAAAUCUUUUGUUUUGUUCUUUUAGGUCCUUACUUUCCAUUCUUUAUCAAACAUUAAAAUGGUUUAAUCAUU
Molecule: messenger RNA, 2448 nt
Organism: Austrofundulus limnaeus
Lineage: Eukaryota; Metazoa; Chordata; Actinopteri; Cyprinodontiformes; Rivulidae
Product: ras-related C3 botulinum toxin substrate 1
Exons: 6
Coding region: 367-945 (192 amino acids)
Biological process (GO): small GTPase-mediated signal transduction
Molecular function (GO): GTP binding; GTPase activity
Source: RefSeq, a predicted model, not a curated record